GACGAAGGAAGUGACAAAAGCAAGCAAAACUGUUUGUAGAAGUAUUGAGACAAAAGCCAAAUCUGUUAGUAAACAAGCAAGAAGUGAGCCUGUGAAAGAGACGAAUCUACAGCAGAAGAUAACUGAUGACAAUACGAAUCAUAUUAAUCUCGCAAUGACACUGACGUCAAUAUUCCCCAAUGAGAGUGAUGGACGUUCAUCAGAAGAGCUAUUUAACGUCCCAAUGGAACAAUCCAUGCAAUCGAAGAUAUUGAAAUGCAUUGAAAAGCUUUAUUCAGAUAAUCCGGAAUUACGAAAGAUUGCUGAGGACAUCUCAUGCGAGAUCAUAGUAAACAAAUUAAAUGUACAUUGGGAUGACGUUAUAGGCCUAGAGGAAUGUAAAACCGCUGUUAAGGAGGCCGUUGUGUAUCUCCUUAAGUAUCCUAUCGUUUUUGAUGGCCCGUUUUCCCCCGGGAAAGGUAUUUUGCUGUACGGCCCACCUGGUACAGGGAAAACGAAGUUAGCGAAGGCAGUCGCGACAGAAUGCCAUUGCACCUUUUUUAACAUAACUGCCAGCUCAUUGGUCAGCAAAUGGAGAGGCGAUUCCGAGAAGUAUAUACGUGUAAGUUGCUUUGUCUAUGUUUUAUUUGAACUUGCCUAUAGUCAUUCGCCUACAAUUAUUUUUAUCGACGAGAUUGACUGGAUCGCCACAAAUAAAGGAGACUGUAUAUUGUCUGAACCUGCAAAGAGAUUCAGAUCAGAACUUCUUUCUAGAUUGGAUGGAUUAGUGUCUAAUGAGAAUUCUAAUGUAGUUCUUCUGGCUACAACUAAUUCCCCUUGGGGCAUUGAUGCAGCUUUACUCAGGCGUCUCGAAAAGCAAAUAUACGUAUCAUUACCCAAUGAAGUUGCUCGACUUGGUAUAUUCAAAUUAUACCUUAGCAACCACUUAUUAGAAAAUACAGAUAUUGUAAACCACAUAGUAAAAUGUACUGAAAGAUAUUCUUGUGCAGAUAUAAAAUUGCUUUGUAAGCAAGCGUGGCUACUAGAAAUAAGCCCGAUAUGGAGGAGACUUGAAAAGAAAGAAACACCUGUUACCACUUUGAAAUAUGAAUUAAAAAGUUAUGAAAUAUUAGCAAAAUUGUUAAAAAAAAUGUCACCUACAGUUAUGCAAAUAGAUAAAUAUGAUACGUGGAACAAAUAAAUACGCAAUCGUAAGGACAGAUAUUGAAAAAUAUAAAUAAAUGGAUUAUCGUUCGAGAAAUCAUUCGCAUGUGUGUGCAUGUGUGUGCAUGUGUGUCAUGUGUGUGCGUGUGUGUGCGCGCACGCGCUAUAGGCUAAGUUUAAAAUGUUCGGUUGUAUUAUAUCCUUGUAUUAUAUAUGUCGGAGAUGAAAGGAAAACCGGAGCCUUCCCCUUGCAAUUUUGAGGAAGCCUUCUAAUGCUUUAGCCUAGAUUUUAUCAUAACUGUAAUUAAGCAAUUGUCAUUUGUAAUUGUUUGAUAUUUGUGAAAGCGAAAGUGGGUUCGAGGUGACAACUGGUCGCCGAACGUAGCCACGGUCACGGGAUAAACGUUUUGCCUGACGAAGGUGUGGAUCGGUUGUAUUGUUCUCCCUAGAAAUCACAUAGAAUUGUACUUUAGAGAUGUCGAUAUAAUGGGACACACGUUGUAUUAGGAAUCAAUCUCCAGACAGAAACUGCCUAGUAACGGCGUUUGAAUCUUUCUCGAUGUUUCCAAAGAGUAUACAACAAACUUUUGACAGAAAUUGCCUAGCAACAACGAUUGGAACCUUCUCGAUGUUUCCAGCGAGCAUAUAACAAACAAAUGCAGUCGUAUAGCGAAAAAGAUUUUCAUCAGAUAUUCAUUCGUGUGAUCACCUUGGAAAGUGAUACAUCGAGCAAUUUACCGAGUGUCUCAGCAAUUGUAGUUUGUGUUUAAAAUUAUUCUACACAUAGUAAAGAGUUAUCCCGUUGACCGUGGAUUCGUUUGAACCCCGGAACAUUGUUAAUAGCGUUAAUUAAAUUCAUUAUUCGUGAAACCUAUCAAUCGUUAAUCUCAUUAUACGUUAAAUUCAUUAUUCGUAAGACAUAUUAUUCGUUCCUCUUAUUGUUCGUUAAACUUAUUAAUCUUUAAUCUAAUUAUUAGUUAAACUUAUCAUUUGUUAAUCUUAUUAUUUAUUAAACUCAUUAUUCAUAAUAUUUCGUAAAAUCUUUUUUAUUCGCGUAAAUAUAUUCUGUUUCGUAAAACAAUGGCUAAUUAUUCGUUCCUCUUAUUGUUCGUUAAACUUAUUAAUCUUUAAUCUAAUUAUUAGUUAAACUUAUCGUUUGUUAAUCUUAUUAUUUAUUAAACUCAUUAUUCAUAAUAUUUUGUAAAAUCUUGUUUAUUCGCGUAAAUAUAUUCUCUGUUUCGUAAAACAGUGGCUAAUUCAAACGAAGGAUCAUUACGCGCCUUAAAUCCUAAUGAUAACCCGACAUAUAUAUGUGAGUGUAUUUUAUCAAAAAUAUGUUUUUUAUGUUUUCUUAUCUUAGUAAUUAUUUUUAAAAAAGUCUUAAAGUCUUAUAUGAAAAUAAAGCUGUUCUUUAUUUCAAAUAAUUGAAGUAAAUAAAUAUAAUGAGUUUUAUAUUUUAUUAUAUCUUAUAUUAUUGUUAUAUUGUUAUUGAAAAAAUUGAUAUAAUCAACAGUUCUUCCUGUU
Messenger RNA from Bombus huntii, 2667 nucleotides. Its product is annotated as katanin p60 ATPase-containing subunit A-like 2. The record is from RefSeq and is a predicted model, not a curated record. Gene Ontology annotation, molecular function: ATP binding; ATP hydrolysis activity. The coding region runs from base 155 to 1180 and encodes 341 amino acids. NCBI's taxonomy places the organism in Eukaryota, Metazoa, Arthropoda, Insecta, Hymenoptera, Apidae. The transcript is spliced from 6 exons.